AUGUCCCAGAAAAGUUUUCUAUCUAAAAAAUUUUCAUGUAUCGACACUCGCGUAUGCCAGUUAUGCCAUCAAAUAGGUGAUGGAUCAAAUGAUGUAACCAGUAGAUUGCUUAACUACGAUACCGAUAAAUGGUUACAUCUAAACUGUAUACUUUGGUGUUACGAAACCUAUGAAACAGUUAGUGGCUCGUUAAUGGAUGUACCUUGUUCUUCGGAAAAGGCCUCGAAAACUCCUUGCACCUAUUGUAAAAAUCUGGGAGCUGGCUUACCUUGUUUUGAUUCGGAUUGCCAAGCCGUAUAUCACUUACCAUGUGCCUAUCAAAUCAAUUGUUCUUUUCACCCUGAUCGAGGAAUGUAUUGUCCGUUACAUCUUAAAAGUACAAGUAAUAUACCCCACCUUGAUAGCUUAGUUGUUGAAAGAAAGGUUUACAUUUCCAGAGAUGAACAUUCACAGGUCGAAAAAAUCAUAUCAGAUGAAGAUCAUUUCAAUUCAAUGCAAAAUGUUAAGGGACCAAAACUUAAAUUACGUAUAGGAACAUUAAUAUUGCAUCGAAUAGGCCAGUUGCUACCUGAACAAUUAGCUAGUGGAGUUUUCCAUACAUCGAAUUUCAUAUAUCCUGUCGGUUACUGGACCUCUAGAAUUUAUUGGUCUUUUCGUCACGUGGGUCAGCGUUGCCGUUAUGAUUGCCGAAUAGAAGAUUCAGUACGGCCAGAUGAUGUAAAUCGGUCUCUCGUUGAUCCUAUUUUAGUAAAGUUUACUGUAGAAGUAAUAGAACCAAAUGAAGAAAAAAUCUUCUUUGAAGAUACGACCUGCGAUGGUGUUUGGCGGAAAAUAAUAAAUCGUAUAAAUUCGUCACGCAAAUGUUCGUCGUUUUCCCGAAUUUUGCAGGAUAACAUACAAGGUGAGGUGUUAUAUGGUCUUACAGAGCCUCAUAUUAUUCGAGCGAUCGAAUCUUUACCUGGUGUAGAUCGUCUGAGCAAUUACCUUUUCAAAUUUGGUAAACUGCAGUUAAUUCAGGAAAUGCCUUUAGCAAUAAAUCCCACAGGCUCUGCUCGAUCUGAACCAAGCUUCGGACUUAUAUCCGGCGCAAGUCUACUGGAGAUGUUAACACUUGUCCGUAUAUUGCCCACAACCACGUUUUUUCUUGAAACUCCUGGUCAUCCUUACAGUUCAGAUAUCGGAAGUCCCACUUACCUAAAUUCUCUGUCUCCGGGCAUGACCAGUAAAUCUCAACAGUAUCGUCGACUACGUUGGGAUUGGAAAACAAAUGUCGUCUUAGCGCGAUCUCGAAUACAAGGCCUGGGAUUGUAUGCUGCUCGUGAUAUAAGUAAAAGUACCUUCAUUAUUGAGUAUCUGGGAGAGGUCAUUCGUAACGAAGUAGCUAAUCGAAGAGAACGUUUAUAUGAGUCGCAAAAUCGAGGAAUAUACAUGUUUCGAGUCGAUGACGAUUGGAUUGUGGAUGCAACUAUGUCUGGUGGUUUAGCUCGUUACAUUAAUCAUUCUUGUGACCCGAACUGUACUGCAGAGAUACUCCACUGUGAUAAUUCUAACCAUAUAGUGAUAAUUGCUAGUAAAAACAUCGAAAAAGGUGAUGAAUUGACAUAUGACUACAAAUUUGACCUAGAAGAAGAUCGUUGGGAUCGGAUUCCAUGUCUUUGUGGUUCAAUUAAUUGUCGAAAAUGGAUGAACUGA
Schistosoma mattheei is the source of this 1692-nucleotide messenger RNA. The record is from the annotation of a GenBank genome assembly. Lineage: Eukaryota; Metazoa; Platyhelminthes; Trematoda; Strigeidida; Schistosomatidae.